CAGGAAAAUUGCCUCUCAAAGAAUCAUUAGUAAAGCAUGCAGUACCACGCAUAUUUUUCCAUCGUUGCACUGAUGUUCAGCGCAAAGGAAGUCCUAGGACACCACAAUUUCACCCUGGAUGACAAUGUUCUAAUAUCCUUGCCCGAACUGUCAAGUGACCCAGUUGUUGGAGGAGACACGCGUUACCUUUGCUUCCUAAACGUACGAGUUUAUUCAAACCCAUCUCUGAAUAGACCAGCAUCUGAUAUACCUGUUUAUGCUCUGACGGAGAGAGAAAACAGUUAUAUUGGUUAUAGCAAGGUGAAAACCGAUGAGAAUGGAAACGCAUGCGUUAUAACACUUUGUUAUGAAAACGCUCUGCUCUUAGUAGAGACAGACAGAGAAAAUGCUCUUGCUGCUUCUAAAGACAAACAGCAUCUUCACAUUGCCAUGCAAUAUAGUAUUUUGCAUAAACAAAGAGGGAUAAAGGUGCAAAAUGUUCAGAAUUUUGGUUCACUAUUUGGUCAACCGGGUCCAGUAUAUGCAAAUUCAGAAAUCGAGAAGCAAUUCUGUGAAAAUUCUUCCCCAGAUUAUUUUCACUUCAAGUACCAUUUCUUUGGAGAGCCGGACAAGUUGGAGGAAAAUCCAGAAGCGGAGGAGUAUGACCCCAAUACAUCCUGGUACCCAUCAUUUGGUGCUAAAGAGGCUUGUUUUAUCAAAAUCCAAAUACAGACUGGUAUUUUCUCCACAAGUAUUGUUGCUGAAAGUGUGAAUGCAGUAAGUGGAUUUUGGUAUGGAACUGCAAUCGCAUCACCAAAGGAAGGUAUCAACUCGGGAACCGCUAAAGCUGCUUGCGUAGAAUUCCGAUGUCCUGCAGUUAAUGACCUCAAUGAUGACAUACCAACAUUUCUGAAUGCAUCCAUUGCUUUGCCAUCUGGAUCUUCCUGCAAUCUCACGUCUAUGUCAAAUGAGCUUUCACAGAAAGGGAUUUUAAACACGACAGACACUACAUUUUGGGGAACGUUGACAUCUAACAGCAACUAUGGCCCAAAUGUUGGAAUCUAUAAAAACGUCAAAGAACCACAGGAUGUUGCUCGCUUCAGUUGUUAUACUGGGAAGAAUGCAUUUGAGAGCGCAUACGAAAUGAAUCCUGGAGUCGGCAUAGCUUUGGCCUAUCUCUGUCAGUGAUACAUUUAUAGAAAUGCACUCCUUAAAAAGAAAUACAUGUUCACAAUUGCC
Messenger RNA from Ostrea edulis (European flat oyster), 1218 nucleotides. RefSeq names its product cartilage intermediate layer protein 1-like. Lineage: Eukaryota; Metazoa; Mollusca; Bivalvia; Ostreida; Ostreidae. The transcript has 4 exons. The record is from RefSeq and is a predicted model, not a curated record. Bases 37 to 1167 code for a protein of 376 amino acids.